Molecule: messenger RNA, 2711 nt
Organism: Loxodonta africana (African savanna elephant)
Lineage: Eukaryota; Metazoa; Chordata; Mammalia; Proboscidea; Elephantidae
Gene: SV2B
Product: synaptic vesicle glycoprotein 2B
Exons: 12
Coding region: 178-2322 (714 amino acids)
Biological process (GO): transmembrane transport; chemical synaptic transmission
Cellular component (GO): neuron projection; synaptic vesicle membrane
Molecular function (GO): transmembrane transporter activity
Source: RefSeq, a predicted model, not a curated record
CCUCCCUCCACAACACCUCUUGGUCACUGAAGACUUCCGAUAGACCUUGAAUGCAAAAGGACAUUUAGGUUGCCUUUGCACAAAUCAAGUCCAUUUGGGAGACAAAGUGGGAGAAUACAGGUGUCACUUUAACCCAACAAGUCAAUGAACACAUUCCACACUUAAACCUUUACACAUAUGAUGGAUGAUGGUUAUCGAAACAACCGGAACCUCUACCAUGGUGCACGGGAUAUAGCUCGAGAGGCAACCAGACAGUCCCAGAACCAAGGGAUGGAUGACUACAAAUAUCAGGACAACUACGAGGGCUAUGCCCCCAACGAUGGCUAUUACCGUGGCAAUGAAUCCAACCUAGAGGAGGACGCUCAGAGUGAUGUUACAGAAGGCCAUGAUGAGGAGGAUGAGAUCUAUGAGGGUGAGUACCAGGGCAUCCCUCACCCAGACGAUGUCAAGGUCAAGCAGGCCAAGAUGGCAGCCCCCAGGGCAGAUGGCCUUCGGAGCCAGGCAGAUCUGAUGGCUGAGAGGAUGGAGGAUGAGGAGCAGUUGGCCCAUCAGUACGAGACCAUCAUCGAGGAGUGUGGCCAUGGGCGCUUCCAGUGGAUCCUCUUUUUCGUCUUGGGAUUGGCCCUGAUGGCUGAUGGAGUAGAGGUAUUUGUGGUGGCUUUUGCCCUGCCCAGUGCUGAGAAGGACAUGUGUCUGUCCAGUUCCAAGAAAGGAAUGCUUGGGCUGAUAGUCUACCUAGGAAUGAUGGCCGGGGCCUUUGUCCUGGGGGGCCUUGCUGAUAAAUUGGGCAGGAAGAGGGCUCUCAGCAUGUCUCUGGCCAUCAAUGCCUCUUUUGCCUCCCUCUCCUCCUUCGUGCAGGGGUAUGGAGCCUUCGUCUUCUGCCGACUCAUCUCCGGAAUAGGCAUUGGAGGUGCUCUGCCCAUUGUCUUUGCCUAUUUUUCUGAGUUCUUGUCUCGGGAGAAGCGAGGAGAGCACCUCAGUUGGCUGGGCAUCUUCUGGAUGACUGGGGGCAUCUAUGCAUCUGUGAUGGCCUGGAGCAUUAUUCCACACUACGGCUGGGGCUUCAGCAUGGGGACCAGUUACCACUUCCAUAGCUGGAGAGUGUUUGUCAUCGUCUGUGCUCUGCCUUGCACCGUGUCCAUGCUGGCCCUGAAGUUCAUGCCAGAGAGCCCAAGGUUUCUGCUAGAGAUGGGCAAGCAUGAUGAAGCCUGGAUGAUUCUCAAGCAAGUUCACGACACCAACAUGAGGGCAAAGGGGACCCCUGAGAAGGUGUUCACAGUUUCCAACAUCAAAACUCCCAAGCAAAUGGAUGAAUUCAUUGAGAUCCAAAGUUCAACAGGAACUUGGUACCAGCGCUGGCUGGUCAGAUUUAAGACCACCUUCAAACAGGUCUGGGAUAAUGCUCUGUACUGCGUGAUGGGGCCAUACAGAAUGAACACACUGAUUCUGGCUGUGGUCUGGUUUGCGAUGGCCUUAAGUUACUAUGGACUGACAGUUUGGUUCCCUGAUAUGAUUCGGUAUUUUCAAGAUGAAGAAUACAAGUCUAAAAUAAAGGUAUUUCACGGUGAGCACGUGUAUGGUGCUACAAUCAACUUCACGAUGGAAAAUCAGAUUCACCGACAUGGGAAACUUGUGAAUGAUAAGUUCACAAAGAUGUACUUUAAACAUGUACUCUUUGAGGACACGUUCUUUGAUGAGUGCUAUUUUGAAGAUGUUACAUCUACUGAUACCUAUUUCAAAAAUUGCACCAUCGAAUCAACCAUCUUUUACAACACAGACCUUUACGAACAUAAGUUUAUCAACUGUCGGUUUAUCAAUUCCACCUUUCUGGAGCAGAAGGAGGGCUGCCACAUGGACUUUGAGCAAGACAAUGACUUCCUGAUUUACCUCGUCAGCUUCCUCGGCAGCCUGUCUGUCUUGCCUGGGAACAUCAUUUCAGCCCUGCUCAUGGAUAGAAUAGGAAGGCUGAAGAUGAUUGGUGGCUCUAUGCUAAUCUCGGCAGUCUGCUGCUUCUUCCUGUUUUUUGGCAAUAGUGAAUCUGCGAUGAUUGGCUGGCAGUGCCUGUUCUGUGGGACCAGCAUUGCCGCCUGGAAUGCUCUGGAUGUGAUCACAGUGGAGCUGUAUCCUACCAACCAGAGGGCAACAGCCUUUGGCAUCCUCAAUGGAUUAUGCAAAUUCGGUGCCAUCUUGGGAAACACCAUCUUUUCUUCUUUUGUUGGGGUAACCAAAGUUGUCCCCAUCCUUCUGGCUGCUUCUUCCCUGGUGGGAGGUGGCCUGAUUGCCCUCCGGCUGCCAGAGACUCGAGAACAAGUCCUGAUGUAAACAACCUAAGGAGAAAGGAAAGAUCUGAAGAACCUUGUCCAGGAUACCUUAAAGACACUUCUCGUCUGUCACUGUCCAGAGGAGACCUUGGAUAGCACAGGAAGAGAAGCUGAUUUUGUGACCUCUAGUUUAGGACUAAUUUCAGUGGUUAAUAUGCUUGUAACUCAGGUGACUGAUUUGGGGGUGCCCAAGUCACCCUUAGAAUCACAGAACUUGGCUUCAGGUCUCCCCAGCCCAGUAUUGAGAAGAAAGGUAACACUGUCCAGUGAGUCAACUCUCUAAGCAAGAAGUAUGCAUUUCCCCAGUGGGGUGCAAGGACUUAUUUGCAUUUCAAAAUGAUUUUGUGGGUGAGAAACACUCAAGCUCCUCCAUAAAACUCCCCGGAGCCC